Messenger RNA from Capsicum annuum, 1321 nucleotides. Its product is annotated as probable tyrosine-protein phosphatase At1g05000. Gene Ontology annotation, cellular component: cytoplasm. Gene Ontology annotation, molecular function: phosphatase activity. Lineage: Eukaryota; Viridiplantae; Streptophyta; Magnoliopsida; Solanales; Solanaceae. The record is from RefSeq and is marked provisional. Gene Ontology annotation, biological process: protein dephosphorylation.
UAGUGUAUCAGAAUCUCCAAUUCCACUCAAUUCAAAACUACUCUCUCUCUCUCUCUCUCCUUCUUUUCCACUCUCUCUUCAGUCACUAUGAAACUACACGCAACCGUUGCUUCUCCAACUGACACGUGUAAAACCAUUGAAGUCGCCGUCGUCGAGCGGCACCACCACCGUUCUCCUCCACAAGCCAUCAAGCUUUCGCCGAUCCCCACCGCCGACGAUAAUAAUCCCUAUAACCUUACCUCCCCCGAUGAUGAAAAUAGCGGCGAAGAGUUCUUCAUUCCUCCUCUCAACUUCUCUAUGGUCGAUAAUGGCAUUUUCCGGUCCGGUUUCCCUGACGUUGAUAACUUCUCCUUUCUUCAAACACUUGGCCUUCGUUCCAUCAUAUAUCUGUGUCCAGAACUAUAUCCGGAAUCAAACAUGGAGUUUCUCAAAGCAAAUGAUAUUCGCCUGUUUCAGUUCGGAAUUAAAAAUUGCAAAGAACCUUUUGUUAAUAUUCCAGAAGAGAAAAUUCGCGAAGCUUUGGGGGUUCUAAUCGAUGUUAGAAAUCACCCGGUGUUGAUUCACUGCAAACGCGGGAAGCACCGAACUGGGUGCCUUGUUGGAUGCUUGAGAAAAUUGCAGAAGUGGUGCCUAACAUCUGUGUUUGACGAGUACCAACGUUUUGCUGCUGCCAAAGCAAGAGUGUCAGAUCAGAGGUUUAUGGAGCUUUUUGAUGCAUCCAUCUUCAAACAACAGUCAUUGCCAUUUUCGUGUUCAAAGAGGUAACGCCCAGUACAUGUGAACCAGGGAUUCUGCUUCUUUUCUUUGCUGUCUUUGGCGUUCAAUAAAUUGGAAGAGUUGAUGACUUUUUGAAGUAGUACAUGUUGUUAAAGAAGAUCAAUAAUCAAGGGAAUGGUCAUUCUUAUUCCAUUACAAGAUCAAUUAAAGAAGAUUUACGAGUAUCUCCUUUCUUGGAGAGCUCUUAGCUUCCUCCUUGAAAUUUCCGUAAUAUGUUUAGCAUAGAUAUGCUUAGGUUUCUUUUGAAUUCUGUGACCUGGUAAAGAAGCAUUUAGCCAAUGCUGAUAAGAGUGUUAUUUGUCAUAAAUACCAGUAGAGCUCGUUCUCUCCGUCAGGGUUCUUCCUGCCAACUAUGAUUAAACCAAGGCAGCUACUAGGAACCAAAUUGUACCCGUGAUGAUACCUGGUUUCUGGUUCUCCGACACAUAUCUGUCUGUAACUUAAUAGUAUGUUAUAGUAUCUCUACUAUGCUAGAAGCUUUAAUUAGUUGCAACUAGGAAGGUCCACAAGCAACAAGUGUUCAAUGAUGCUGUUGAGUUCCCCU